AUGUCGAGCUUUUCCAGCGCCUUCUGGACGCCGGACUACGCUGCAGGUCUCGGUGUACUAUUCGGGAAGCUCCAGCAGGGUGUGCAAGAGAAUGAACAGAUCCUCACCGUUGCGCGCAUGCGCGCUGAGGCGGAAGACAUCUACGGUGCCCGAUUAGGAGACAUCGAGGCAGCCACAGGCAGGAUAGAUGGCGGCUUCCAGCGGGACGAUGGUGCCAGCGUGAAGAAGGCAUACGAAGGUGUGCGGAUAGAGAUGACUGAGGCCGCGCGCAACCACCGCAAGAUUGGCUCCAACAUCCGGGAACUAGUCGUCAACCCGUUCGCGCGCUGGUGCGAGCAGCAUGCAGCAAGAGUGCAGAACAGCCAGGAUGACUUGCAAGGGCGCAUCCGCAACCAUGACCGUCAGGCGGAAACCGUGCGGACGUACCGUAGUGCUUACUUCAACAAGUGCAGGCGAGUGGAAGACGUGGAUGAGGAGGAGAAGCUGGCUUUUCAGGAUCCAAGCUCCGCUUCCACUGGCUCGCCGAAGCAAGCACCGCCUCCACCGCAGAGUGUGCCUAGCAUCAAGGUCGACGGAGAGGAGGACGAGCCAGAGCCGAUCGAGCUCGGAGACCAAAUAUAUCAGCCAGAGCAGGUCAAGAAGAUGUUGACCCAUGCAUUGGAGAAUGUGAGGCUGGGUGAAGCGAAAGUGCCCAUUCUGGGAACGUACCAAAAUGUCACGUCCGGCGCUGAGAUUGUGGAAUAUAUCCAAAAGCACAUGGGCGGGUCAACGAUCUCCUACGCGGAGAAGAUCGGCCAAGACCUGAUUGACAAUGGCUUCUUGCGGCUGGUAGGCAACAUGGGCAGCACAUUCGCCAACAGUAGCAAGAUGAACUAUCAAUGGAGGACGAAGGUUUUCGAGUUGACAGGCAUCCCUGAGAAGCGACCAAAGCUCAUGGGAAGAGCGUCUACUAUUGCAUCGAACGCCUCCGGCUCUACGCCUCAGAGCCCGGUUGUCGGAGACCGUAUGUCGGAUCUGUGGUCCAGCGGCUGGAAUCCGCUCAACAACGCUCACCCGAACGAGACGUCAGCUGAAAAGCUACGACGAGAGGCAAAAGAGGCCGACGACCGGUACAAAGCUGCUGUGCGGAAGCUAGAUGGCCUGCGAUGCAAUCUCGAAGAAGCGAUCGUCCAGCAUCUGGACUUCAUGGAGCGCUGUGAGCUGGAUCGACUGAAGGCGAUCAAGAGUGUCGUACUGGACUUUUCUGGCGCCAUCGGCAACGUAAUCCCGAGUCUACAAAGCGGCGUGGACAACAUGAUGCUGUUCCAGGAGACGGUGCAGCCACUUGGAGAUCUGCGGUAUCUGCUCGAGAACUACCGAACCGGCAGCUACAUACCGAAGGUGGUAACAUACGAGAACUACUACAAUAAGGUGGAGGAGCAGACGUUUGGCGUCGACAUCGAAGCGAGAGCACGAGCGGAUAGGAAGCGUGUGCCGCAUAUCGUGACGACGAUCCUCAUGUUCCUCGACUCGCAUUAUCCAGACCUUGAAGGCGAUGAAGCACGGAGAAGCAUAUGGGUCACUCAUGUGCCUUUGGCUGGUACACAUUCGCUGCGCAACAACAUCAACACCGGCAAGCAGAUCCCGAUGGAAUUGCUGGAGAAGUACGAGAUACCGAUCGUCGCAUCCGUGCUGAAGCUGUACUUCCUCGAGCUGCCCGACAGCCUUGUGAGCUCGCACGUGUACGAGAUCGUCAAGACCAUUUACACAUCGACACAGUCUGGCUCUGAAGACGCGCGGAUACAGGUCAUCCAAUCAACUUUGGGCCAGCUGCGUCUGGCGAACAUCGCGACAUUGGAUGCUAUCAUCACCCAUUUCUCGCGGUUGAUCGAGCUUACCAGCGCUGAUGAGGCCUAUGUAACCCAGCUCGUGAACAAGCUGGCGCCGUGCAUUCUCAGGCCCAAGCAAGAGACAGGGCUCAGCAUGACGGAGAAGUACAAUGUCCGUCUUCUGCGGGACCUGCUCGCCCACAAAGACGCCAUCUUCGGAGAGUUGAAGCGUCAGUCGAGUCUCACGCACACCAACAGUGGUGCCACGAGACCAAACCGCGCCAUCAGCACCGACGAAUCGAAUCGAAAAGAGGCCAUGGAAGAGCGGCAGCGCGCCAUUCUUGCCGCACAGCAUGCUCAAGCGAUAACGGGUAGCAGUCGAAGCCGCCAGCCCAGCCCCGGACCAGGGGCGCGAGUCCCACUCGCGGAUGGCACGCACCACCGCAGAGACCGCAGUCGCGGCCCCGAGACACGCUUCCCAGUCUCCACUGCUGCGGCGCCGGCUUCCAUGCAAUCGCCAACCGAACGUCGCGUUGCCUCACCUACCUCCUCCAGUUCUUCUAAUCACCGCGACAGCUUGACCGUGCCACAAUCCCCGCCAGUAUCGCGUACACAGCCCGCAUCCAACACAACAACCUCGCCACCAAAGUCCCAAGAGCCAGCCCGAACCAAUGGCAUCCACCAACCCCCGCCCGCCGAUGACAGUCCCUCUGAAACAACGAGCUCCCACCGCGACCGCAGCGGCACCGACACAUCCCUCAUCAACAAGCGCCUCUCCCUCCAACCAACCAUGUCCGCCUCCCUCUCCGGCCCAGGCGACUACUCGCCCACACACUACUACAACAACUCGGUCGACUCGCCCACAACCACUCAAUCCCCCACUUCCACGAUCGCGAGCGGGGACGUACAGAAGAAGGACUCCCUCAGCCGCAGCAAGAACACGUAUAUGCGGAAAGGGCAGCCGGCGACGGGGCUGCAGAGGCAGAGUUUGACGAGCGAGAAGGCUGGGGGUGGUGCGGAGGCGGAGAAGGGCGUGCAGCUGGAGGAUCGGCCGGUGGACUUUGAUUAG
Messenger RNA from Saxophila tyrrhenica, 2877 nucleotides. RefSeq names its product Rho-GTPase-activating protein 8 (gene rga8). The transcript has 3 exons. The record is from RefSeq and is a predicted model, not a curated record. NCBI's taxonomy places the organism in Eukaryota, Fungi, Ascomycota, Dothideomycetes, Mycosphaerellales, Extremaceae. Gene Ontology annotation, biological process: small GTPase-mediated signal transduction. Gene Ontology annotation, cellular component: division septum; cytoplasm; plasma membrane. Gene Ontology annotation, molecular function: GTPase activator activity. Bases 1 to 2877 code for a protein of 958 amino acids.